Messenger RNA from Aspergillus calidoustus, 2940 nucleotides. NCBI's taxonomy places the organism in Eukaryota, Fungi, Ascomycota, Eurotiomycetes, Eurotiales, Aspergillaceae. The record is from the annotation of a GenBank genome assembly.
AAUCAGGCAGGCGCUCUGGGACUCACAACCUCACCUCCUUGCAAAGUCAACUUAUUCAAGAAUCCCUCCAGAUUUCCGCACGCAACUGCGCAUUAUACCAGCCAUGUUAUUAGCUAAGCGGACCUUGUGUGGCAAGCAAACAUCAUGCCUAAAAGGCAAAUAGGGAUUAUAGACUUGGAUAAUUAACCAGUCUGUAAUGCAUGUAUCACCUCAUGGCCCAAUUAUUGUCCGUCAAUAUGAUGCUUGAUCUACAUGCCCCCGGAUUACCCCGCCAAUAGUCUUGUCAGCCCUACCUUCCCCGCACCAUUCGGGUAAAAUAAGAGACCACAAAAACAUCCUAAUAGCCCCGAUUGCUUUCUAUACUUCAAGACGAACCGAGUACAUAUCUCGGGAUUUGGAGAUGAUAAAUAGCAAGCGUCCCUACUCUAUCAUCGCUGGAUUCGUGAGCAGCUCCAGCACCCUCUUCCAUGAUUGCCCUAGAUUCCUGCCAAAAUGAAACUGCACCAAAGCUCCGCUGUCUUUGCUAUCUUAUUAGCAUCACGUCCAACCCAUUCAGCUGCUGCCGAUACCGCCUUUCUUGAUCCCAGCCGCUACCUCUGGUACAAUGAGCCCGCCCCUCACACCGACUGGGAAAACGGCGUCCUCCCCAUCGGCAACGGCCGCCUCGCAGGGACAAUUUAUGGCGGCGUACCAGACGAAGUCGUCACGAUCAACGAAAACACAAUCUGGUCCGGCCCGCUGCAGGACAGAACACCCGAACAUGCGCUCGAGGCUCUGCCCGUUGCCCGCGAGAUGCUGCUCGCGGGUAAUAUCUCCGCAGCCGGCGACUUUAUCAAAAGCAAGAUGAUGCACCCGGUGGAUAGUAUGCGGGCGUAUAGCUAUUUUGGAAACUUGGGGGUGGGGUUUGGGCAUGGGGAUGGUGAUGUGGAGGGGUAUCGACGGUGGUUGGAUACGAGGAGAGGCGAUGCGGGGGUUGAGUAUGUUGUUAAUGGGGUGAAGUAUACCCGUGAGUAUAUUGCGAGCUUUCCGGCGGGCGUGCUAGCUGCAAGGUUUGCUGCGAGCAAGAAGGGUGCUUUGAACUUGAAUGCCACUUUCUCUCGUGCGGAGUCUGUGACGGGUCUGCAGGCGUCAGCUGCUGGUUCUGCCCCGUGGCUGCGAAUGAGUGGCAGUAGUGGCCAGCCUGCGGAUGAGAACCCGAUAAUUUUCACUGGUCAGGCAAGUUUCAAGGCGAAAGGAGCUCGGGUCACGGCUUCGGAUGGCACCCUCAUCAUUACCGGCGCUACUACAGUCGACGUAUUCUUGGACGUAGAGACAAACUACCGCUAUGCGACCCAAGACAAGAUUGACUCGGAAAUUCAACGCAAGCUCAACAGUGCUCUUAAGAAGGGCUACGAUCGCGUUAAACAAGAAGCCCUAAAAGACUCAUCCAGCCUCCUCGGGCGCGCGUCAAUUAAUCUUGGCCAGUCGUCUGACGAAAAGCGAGCUCUCCCUACAGACGAGCGUGUUCUGCACGCUCGUUCAGGCAUAAUGGACGACCCGGAGCUCGUAACCCUAGCCUGGAACUACGGCCGGCACAUGCUCGUUGCCUCCUCACGCAACACCGCGGAAUCCAUUGACCUCCCCGCCAACCUGCAGGGAAUCUGGAACAACAAGACCACCGCCGCCUGGGGAGGUAAGUACACGAUAAACAUCAACACGGAGAUGAACUACUGGCCGGCAGGGCAGACCAAUAUCAUCGAGACACAGGAGCCCCUCUUUGAUCUCUUCAAGGUCGCGCAACCCCGCGCUGAGGCACUAGCACGGGACAUGUACAACUGCAGCGGCGUCGUCAUCCACCACAACCUCGAUCUCUGGGGCGACCCAGCCCCAGUGGAUAACUACACCUCGUCAAGCAUGUGGCCCAUGGGCGCGGCCUGGCUUGUCACACACCUCAUCGACCAUUACCGCUUCACGGGCGAUAAACAGCUCCUCUCCGAGACCGUGUACCCUUACCUUCUCGAUGUAGCUCGGUUCUACCAAUGCUACACAUUUGAGCACAAUGGAUACAGAGUUACGGGCCCCUCCCUCUCACCGGAAAACACCUUCUACGUGCCUGACAACUGGAGCAUCGCCGGCGCCGAAGCCGCAAUGGAUAUUGAGAUCCAGAUGGACAACCAGCUCUUGUACGAAGUCUUCCACAACCUCCUCGAAGCCGCUGCCGAGCUAGGAAUCUCCAACAAGGACAAAAACGUCGCCAGUGCAAAAUCCUUCCUUGCGAAAAUCCACCCACCUCGCAUUGGAUCCAAGGGCCAGAUUCAAGAAUGGCGGCUAGAUUACGAUCUCCGCGCUCGCGGGCACCGCCAUCUCUCCCCUCUAUACGGACUUCACCCGGGUACACAAUUCUCCCCGCUCGUCAACACCACUCUUGCAGCCGCAGCCGAGAUCCUCCUCGAGGAGCGCGCUGAUGGCGGAUCUGGAAGCACGGGGUGGAGCAACGCAUGGUUCAUAAACCAGUACGCACGGCUGCACCGGGGGUCAGACGUAUGGGCGCAGAUUACAAAGUGGUUCUCACUGUAUCCGACGAAGAAUCUGUGGAAUACGGAUAAGGGGGUGACGUUCCAGAUUGAUGGCAACUUUGGUGUCGUGAGUGGGAUCACGGAGAUGUUGUUGCAGAGUACGAGUCAGAGCCUCGCGGCGGAUGGUAUCGUUCAUUUGCUGCCGGCUCUUCCGGAUGCAGUUCCAAGUGGGAGUGCGACGGGAUUGUUGGCGAGAGGUGGGUUUGAGGUCGACGUUGAGUGGCAGGCGGGGAAGUUGAGGAGGGCGGUUGUGAGGUCAAAUCUAGGGAGGGAGCUGCAGGUGAGAGUGGCUGAUGGGGAACAGGUUAGAGUCAACAAUCAGGUGUAUCGGGGACCGAUACGGACGAAGAAGGAAGGAGUGUACGUUGUUACAUUAGGUGGAUAG